UAAGUUUUCACUUGUUUAUUUAUUUAUUUAAGUUUUCUCCAAAAGUUGAACAUUAAUCGCAUUGAAGAAUUUAGCAAGAAGAAGUGUAGUACAGUGAUAUUUAGUAUGUGAUUGGUCCACACGGCUAUAGAUAGGAAGUGACCAGGAAGUUUCACAAACCAUUUUUGUCAACACAGACCGCAAAAACUUAUGACCAAAAUAACUAUUUAUUAAGAACAAUUUCUCCUUGUUAUAUUAAAGACUCCAAAUCACAGACCACAAAAACUUACUCAUUCAUAUUCUGCAUUCUCAAACUCUUUUUUCAUCCAAUUUCUCUCAAUUCUCAUGGCUAUGCAAUUACCUUCCUCAUCCUCAUCCUCUUCAUUUUCCUAUGCAUUCACUUACCAAGUGUUCCUUAGUUUUAGGGGCACUGACACUCGAUACGGUUUUACCGGCAAUCUCUACAAGGCUCUUACUGACAAGGGAAUUCAUACCUUCAUUGAUGAAAAUGAUCUUCGAAGAGGAGAUGAAAUCACACCAGCACUUCUCAAGGCCAUUGAUGAAUCCAGGAUUUUUAUUCCUGUGUUUUCUAUCAAAUAUGCCUCUUCUUCCUUUUGUUUGGAUGAACUUGUUCACAUCAUUCAUUGCUACACGACAAAGGGUCGCGUCGUUUUGCCUGUUUUCUUUGGUGUGGAACCUUCUCAUGUGCGACAUCAUAAAGGUAGUUACGGUCAAGCAUUGGCUGAGCAUAAAAAAAGGUUUCAAAAUGAUGAGGAUAACAUAAAGAGGUUGCAGCGAUGGAAAGUGGCUCUGAGCCAGGCUGCUAACUUUUCCGGCUACCAUGAUAGUCCUCCUGGAUAUGAAUACGAGCUUAUUGGAAAGAUAGUGAAAGAAAUCUCCAACAAGAUCAGUCGUCAGCCCUUACAUGUUGCCAAUUAUCCUAUUGGAUUGCAGUCUCGAGUACAACAAGUGAAAUCUCUUCUUGAUGAAAGAUCUGAUGAUGGAGUCCACAUGGUAGGACUUUAUGGUACUGGAGGAUUGGGUAAAUCAACACUUGCAAAAGCAAUUUAUAAUUUUAUUGCUGAUCAAUUUGAAUGCUCAUGUUUUCUUGAAAAUGUGAGAGAGAAUUCAGCUUCAAAUAAAUUGAAACAUCUCCAGGAGGAGCUCCUUUUAAAAACACUUCAACUUGAAAUUAAGUUAGGAGGUGUUAGUGAGGGAAUUUCUCAUAUAAAGGAAAGGCUGCAUUCAAUGAAGAUUCUUUUGAUUCUCGAUGAUGUUGACGAUAUGGGGCAACUACAGGCUUUGGCAGGAGAACCUGAUUGGUUUGGGCUUGGAAGCAGGGUCAUCAUUACCACUCGAGACAGACACUUACUAACCAGUCAUGAUAUAGAAAGAAAGUAUGCAUUAGAAGGGUUGUGUAGGACAGAAGCUCUUGAAUUGUUGAGGUGGAUGGCUUUUAAGAAUAACAAAGUACCUUCAGUUUAUGAAGACGUUUUAAACCGUGCAGUUUCAUAUGCUUCAGGACUUCCCUUAGUUUUGGAAGUAGUGGGUUCCAACUUGUUUGGAAAGAGGAUAGAAGAAUGGAAGGGUACGUUAGAAGGAUAUGAGAAGAUUCCCAAUAAAAAGAUCCACGAGAUUCUUAAAGUAAGCUAUGAUGCUUUGGAGGAAGAGCAGCAGAGUGUCUUUCUAGACAUUGCUUGUUGCUUCAAAGGAUGUGGAUUGGAAGUGGUUGAAGAUAUACUUCGUGCUCAUUAUGGCCAUUGCAUAACACAUCAUCUAGGAGUGUUGGCUGAAAAAUCUCUUGUUCAGAUUUGUACUUACCAUUCUGGAUCUAUUUAUAAAGUGACACUGCAUAACUUGAUAGAGGACAUGGGUAAAGAAGUCGUCCGACAAGAAUCACCUAAAGAGCCUGGAGAAAGAAGUAGGUUAUGGUGUCAAGACGAUAUAGUUCAUGUUCUAACAGAAAACACUGGAACUAGGAACAUUGAAAUGAUACAUUUGAAUUGUCCCUCAAUGGAAAACGUAAUAGAGUGGAAUGGAAAGGCCAUGAAGAAGAUGACAAAUCUCAAAACACUUAUCAUUGAAAAUGGUCAGUUUUCUAGAGGUCCUGACUAUCUUCCAAGUAGUUUGAGAUUUUGCAAAUGGAAUGGUUGUCCUUCGAAGUCUCUAUCAUCUUGUAUUUUGAACAAGAAGUUCAACUAUAUGAAAGUAUUGAAAUUGAACAGUUGUCAAUAUUUAACCCAAAUACCCGAUGUCUCAGGACUUCCAAAUUUAGAAAAGUUAUCGUUUCAAUUUUGUGAGAAUUUAAUUACAAUUCACAAUUCAGUUGGAUUCCUAAACAGACUUGAAAUCUUAGAUGCAAAAUAUUGCAUCAAGCUCCAGAGUGUUCCACCUUUACAACUGCCCUGUCUUAAGAGAUUGGAACUCGCCAUGUGUAAGAGUCUCAAGAGUUUUCCAGAAUUAUUAUGCAAGAUGACAAAUUUAAAAGAUAUUUGGUUGAAUGAAACUUGCAUGGAAUUUCCAUUUUCAAUUCAAAAUCUCAGUGAACUUGAUCGCUUACAAAUAUAUCAAUGUGGAAUGCUCAGGUUCCCAAAACAAAAUGAUAAAAUGAAUUCUAUAGUAUUUUCAAAUGUGAACCAUCUUAGAAUUGAAAAGAGCAACCUCUCAGAUGAAUUUCUCCGAAUACUUCUAAUGUGGUGUGUUAAUGUGGAAAAUCUAGUCUUAUCUGAGAGCAAUUUCAAAAUUCUUCCUGAGUGCCUUAGUGAAUGUCACCUUCUUAAAAACAUUUAUGUGGAUGGCUGCAAGUUUCUUGAGGAAAUUAGAGGGUUUCCACCAAAUCUUAAAAUAUUUCAUGCAAAGGACUGUGAAUCAUUGAGUUCCUCAAGUAGAAGAAUGUUAUUGAGUCAGCAACUACACAAGGCUGGACACACGGAUUUUUAUUUUCCAACUGGAAGUGAGGGGAUUCCAAAUUGGUUCGAGUAUCAAAUCAAGGUUAACGAACCAAUUUCUUUCUCUUUUCAUGGAAAGAUCCCUUGUAUAACUUGUAUUAUUCUUAAUCCAGAAUCUGUGGAGAUUCCACAAGUCAAUUUGUUUCUAAAUGGUGAUGAAUGUCCUCUUCAUUGGGAAUUAAACUAUGAAAAUGUACUUCUGCCGUCGAAACAUACAUUUUUGUUUGAUCUGGGAUUAAAAUCACGUAUUUACGACAAUUUUAACCAUAUGCCUGAAAUGAUACGAACAAUUAAAAAAAAUGAAUUGAAUCAUGUGGAGAUUGAUUGGGAGAAAGAUGAUUUACAUCUCAGUGAGGAUGAGAUUAAAAAAUUAAGGAGAUUACAAAUGGGAAUCCACGUGUCGUGGACGGAGGAAACCGACACAGAGGAGGAAAUCGACACGGAGGAGGAUGAUUUUAGUGAUGAUGAGAUAUUCACUGAAAGCAGUUCACAAAUGGUAAUCCACUACCAGGAGAAAAGCAACACGGAGCAAAUCGACACGGAGGAGGAUGAUUUCUACCGUAGUGCACAAAUGGGAAUCCAUGUGGUGAAGGAGAAAAGCAACAUAAAGGAUCAUGAUUUAAGUGAGGAUGAGAUAUUCGUGCCUGAUGAGAUUAAAAAAUUAAGCAGCGCACAAAUCGGAAUCCACGAGAAAAGCAACACUGAGGAUGUGAUAUUCACCAAUCCUAAUAGAACAACUACAACAACCAAGCCUUAUUAUUCCCAAGCCUUAUUCCCCAAUCCUCCUAGAAAGAUAAGGAAAUUUCGUCCUACACUUAAAAAACAAAGGUUUGUGGAAGUUUCAAAGACAGAAAGUUUGCAGAGGCGGAGCUUGGAAGAAACAAAAUCAGAUGGAGUUAAAAGCUUGGAAGUUUCGGAGACAGAAAGUUUGCAGCAGCAGUAUCUAGCUGUAGUGUCCGGCAUGCGGAACUUGGUGCUUACUGAAACAAAAGAAAAGCAUAGAUUUGUGGAAGUGGGAGUUUCAGAGACAGAAACUGCGCAUAGGUGGAGCUUGGAAGAAACAAAAUCAGAUGGAGUAAAAAGGUUCGAAGUUUCAGAGACAGAAAGUUUGCAGCAGCAAGAUCUAGCUUUAUUGUCAUCAGGCAUGCAGAACAUGGUGCUUACAGACAAAAAAGAAAAGGAAAACAACAUGACUAGCAUGCAAGAGGUUUACAGUGAGCUAAAUGGAUUGGAUUUGGAAGGUCAUAUACAAAAAAUUUGUCAGGUCGAAACGACUAUGGUUGGACGGGUUUAUCAAACUUAACUGUCCUUACUGCAAAAGAGCUUUCUCCUCUACAAAAAGUAAAGCCGGAGAACUGAAUCAAAAACCGACAUUUAUCAGAUCCUUUUGGAAGAGUUGCGACUUUUGAUCUCCAUAAUCCAGUUGUUGUGAAUGUUAUUGGUAUAGUAAUUAAUGCAACACUGUUGUCUUGAUAUGGUGAUACCUGAUGUAAGUUUUUAGGGAGGAUGCUUGUGCUGCAGAUAGAAUUUGAUGCUUUCAUUACUGUAGGUUUACAAGAAUGCAAUAGGUUGUGGAAUUAAUACCAUUGUAGAAGUACAUGUAAAAACUGGAGGCCGGCCUUUUGUUGUUCAAUGAUUGUUGGUUUUCUGAUUAUAUUAAUGAUGUUGCAACAAUCUUUGAUAAAUCUAUAGCUUUUGAAAUCAAUACAAGAUUUAUUGGCUGUCC
Molecule: messenger RNA, 4653 nt
Organism: Medicago truncatula (barrel medic)
Lineage: Eukaryota; Viridiplantae; Streptophyta; Magnoliopsida; Fabales; Fabaceae
Product: TMV resistance protein N
Exons: 7
Coding region: 325-4230 (1301 amino acids)
Biological process (GO): signal transduction; defense response
Molecular function (GO): ADP binding; ATP hydrolysis activity
Source: RefSeq, a predicted model, not a curated record